Anguilla anguilla (European eel) is the source of this 1522-nucleotide messenger RNA. RefSeq names its product polycomb group RING finger protein 3. NCBI's taxonomy places the organism in Eukaryota, Metazoa, Chordata, Actinopteri, Anguilliformes, Anguillidae. Gene Ontology annotation, cellular component: PRC1 complex. The transcript has 10 exons. Gene Ontology annotation, biological process: regulation of transcription by RNA polymerase II. The record is from RefSeq and is a predicted model, not a curated record. Bases 615 to 1367 code for a protein of 250 amino acids.
AGAGAGAUGGGGGAGCAACCCACAAUACUAUAAAUGUAAUACAUUCGUUUUGUUUUUUUAAUUAUUGUCAGUCAAAGUCGCGUAGAACGAAAGAAACACCAGAUCGAUAAGUGGCCAAUAUAUAAUAGUACGCAGUUUACAAAGUAACAUUAUUGUUAAAGCCCACGUAUUACCUAGUAAUUUAGUAUAUGGUUAAUAGAUAAUACACGUUCUUGUUGUUUAAAAGCGGUUUGAUGUUAUUCUAACCCAUUGUUGGACUUGCAACAUUUUACGUUAUCGCCAUAAAUAGUUACGGACUGAUCGAACUGUACGGAACCGGCACCAAAUUCAUUGUUACUUGUCUCCGCCUCUACACUCAUUAAAACCUCAUCCCUGUGCUGAGCAUGCGCUCUGUAGUACACACGGGGUGGUUGUUCGGUCUGUUUCGGGAUUGCCCGGACAUUUUCGCCUCUUUGUUUUACUGAAAGUGGAUUUAACUCGGAUUCAACCCAAUAUCCAACGAACUGCUCAGCUUGCGAACAGCCGCAUGCCGACGGCCCCGCCCAUGAUGCAGAGCUAACGGCCCACACGCCGCUGAGAAGAGACGUGGGAGCCGGUUCCUCCGCGGGAAACACAUGGCGGCGCUCGGAAACCCUGAAAUGCUGACCCGGAAGAUAAAGCUGUGGGACAUCAACGCCCACAUCACCUGCCGCCUGUGCGAGGGCUACCUGAUCGACGCCACCACCGUCACCGAGUGCCUGCACACCUUUUGUAGGAGCUGUCUGGUGAAGUACCUGGAAGAGAACAACACUUGUCCCACCUGCAGGAUAGUCAUCCACCAGAGCCAUCCACUGCAGUACAUCGGCCAUGACAGGACAAUGCAAGAUAUUGUGUACAAAUUGGUGCCGGGGCUCCAGGAAGAGGAAAUGAAAAAGCAGAGGGACUUCUACCAGAAGCUCGGGAUGGAGGUGCCAGGCGACGUCAAAGGAGAGCCGUGCAACGUGAAGGCUCACCUGGAUCCUCAGCGGAACGGCGAGGUGAAGACUGAGGACACAACCAGCAAGGAAACGGCCGAGGAGAAGCAGGAGGAAGAAAACGACUACCACCGCAGCGACGAGCAGGUCAGUAUCUGUUUGGAGUGCAACAGCAGUAAACUGAGGGGUCUGAAGAGGAAGUGGAUUCGGUGCUCAGCACAGGCGACCGUCCUGCACCUCAAGAAGUUCAUCGCCAAAAAGCUCAACCUUACGUCCUUUAACGAGCUGGACAUUUUAUGCAAUGAAGAAAUCUUGGGCAAGGAUCACACAUUGAAAUUUGUAGUUGUGACAAGAUGGAGAUUUAAGAAAUCCCCCCUUCUUUUGCAUUAUCGACCCAAAAUGGAUUUGCUGUAAUGGGACAAAUUUGGUUGAACUGGCCUCCCUGGCCUCAUUACCCUGGACCCCUUCUAUUUAUGCACAGAUGAUCAUCCCAGCAAAGACACACACACACACACACACACACACACACACACACACACACACAAGCGCAAACACACUCACACACCCUC